This is a messenger RNA of Parascedosporium putredinis, 2037 nucleotides long. NCBI's taxonomy places the organism in Eukaryota, Fungi, Ascomycota, Sordariomycetes, Microascales, Microascaceae. The record is from the annotation of a GenBank genome assembly.
AUGGCCAAGUUUCCGGUAACAUUUGGCAAACGGAAGUCCGCCACGAGCAAUGCAGACCCCGAUGGUCAGGUUUCCUCCUUCCGCGUGUUGGAACGGACUGAAGUUGCCGGAGUCAAAUCUUUCGAUGGCGGCUCCGGGCUCGGUCGUCCAAUUGCCACCACUGUGCGGCCGUAUUCGCAGGUGAAUAUGGUAGCUGACGAGGAUAACAUGUUUGCCAAUCUUCAGAUAAAUCGCGCCAGCGGGUCCUCUAAUACCACGAAAACCGCGUCCACGGACACGUCAUCUCGACAUAGCGCCGUCUCAACAACACCGUCGUCUGCAACUCCGUCUGCGGACCCCAACCACGCACAGAUCCUUGAUGAUGCAAGGAUAGCUAGAAAGCCCCUGGCUGCUGAUAGCGCUCCGCUCCAAGCCUCCAAGUCUGGCUCCGGCUUCCUCAACCGUGCCGGCCGCACCUUUUCCUUUGGCUCAAAGAAAACCCUCCCCCUGGUGCCAGGCGACACACCACCCCCCACAGCAACACCACCUAAACUAGACGAGGACGAGUUCAACCUCGAUCUUGGUGGUGACUUCGGCAAGAUGUUUAACGGCUUCGAUAAGCGUGCCAGUGUCGCAACGAUUCGAAACGGUCCUCCCCAAAGCCUUCAACCCCUCCAACCUCGCUCGCUUACAGAUAAUCGACCAUCGCCAUCGGCACAGCCUAACUCUAUGAGGCCCCCGCCCUCUCCACAUUCCGUCAAUAGCGAUCAUUCCAGCGAUGGCCUCCUCUUGUCUUCCAACGCUGAGCGACCUUCUCUUUUCUCGCGACAUACUGGGACCCCUGUCCAGAAGCUAAAUCGGCCCGCCGAUAUAAUCGAAGACGAGAAUGCCAUGCUCCUCAAAGAAUCCCUUGCUGCAAGCAAAUUCCUUACCGCCCCAGGUGCCAGGGCGACCCAGACUAGCCGUGCGAGACAAGACGACGAGAGGAUAAACAGUCCUGCAUGGAAGGCUGAUCACGGCGGAAAUGAAGAUAACCUGUUUGAUAAUAAUCUUCUACACUCGACAAGAGUAGCCCAUCGAUAUGUCUCCCGACCUCCGAGCCCUCCCCGAAACCGAGUCAUGACUCCGGCUCAGUUCGAGCAGUACAAGCAAGAGAAGGAACGCACCUCGGGAACCAAGGCAAACGUGGAAGGGGAGGCUAAGGACGACGAAGAUGAAGAAAACUACGAGGAUGACGAAGAUGACAUUGAACGCUCGAGGCAGGCCGCGAAGCAGCGCAAGAAGCAGGAGGCUCACAUGACCGUGUACAGACAACAGAUGAUGAAGGUCACUGGAGAGUCCGCUAACCCUCUACCCCGACCACCCCUUGCAACGUCAGCCACUGCUCCAGUUCUUGUCACGGCAUCGGACGGGUCAGAUGAGGACGAGGAGAUACCGCUGGCGAUCCUCGCUGCGCACGGCUUCCCAAACAAAAAUCGACCUCCCGCGCGUCUGAAUAACGCAGCCUCCAACCCAAAUAUUCGCUCGUCAAUGAUGGCGGGCGGCGGACAGCCAAGCCGACCACUCGCUGACAACGGCUCUGCUUCAUCUGGGGUAACGGCCGGGCGAUCCUCUCAGCUUCCGGCUUUCGCACGGAAUCUUCCGCAAGAUCCCUUCGUUGGCGCUGGCCUUGUAAGAAACGCCACGAGGGAGUCCAUGGCUUUCGCUGGAGGUGCUCCGGCCCCUGCUUCCCAGUCCACUCUCCCUCCCGGUGGCUUGGUCGGCGUUAUUGCCAACGAAGAGAGGUCACGGGCGCUGCGCCGUGGUAGCCCCAACGUGGAUAGCAAACUCAUUAAUGGGGUCAAUGGCCCUCCCGUAGGUUUCGAUCCUAUCACCGCUCAGCCUCGUGGAUCCAACCAGUCGGUUAUGCGCCCUCAAUUCGCGUUCAAGGAGAUGGCUAUGCCCCGUCAAUCGCGCCUUCUGAACGAAGCAAUAUCGGCUUACCUGGACGAUAUCGCCCAGUGUCGCAAGCACCACAUGAUGCGAUGCGUCGAGUUUCAACCAUGUCGGGGGCUUUAA